This is a messenger RNA of Talaromyces amestolkiae, 1626 nucleotides long. RefSeq lists its product as uncharacterized. Gene Ontology annotation, biological process: carbohydrate transport; transmembrane transport. The record is from RefSeq and is a predicted model, not a curated record. Gene Ontology annotation, cellular component: membrane. Gene Ontology annotation, molecular function: carbohydrate:proton symporter activity. The transcript has 2 exons. Bases 1 to 1626 code for a protein of 541 amino acids. Lineage: Eukaryota; Fungi; Ascomycota; Eurotiomycetes; Eurotiales; Trichocomaceae.
AUGGCGGAUUCUAAUAAAUCCGCACGAGCAGUCACAGAUGUCGCCGAACCGGAACCAUUUGACAAAAUCGACGCAGCCCAUGUCGAAGAAAUAGUUCUUGCUCGCUUGACAGAGGAGGAUGUCUGGAAGAUAUCGCAGGAGGCCUUGAACGUCUGGUCUUGGGCCGGAUUUCGACUUUGUUUGAUUAUGUUUGUCCAGGGAUGUAAUCAAGCGGGCUAUGGAAUUGAUUGGGGCGUCAUUGGCGGUAUCAAUGCUUUCCCAGCACUUCACAGCUAUUUCGGCUUUGGAACCUCCGGCGGUGUUGUCGGAACAAUCACAGCGUUGAUGUCUGUGGGUAACAUUGCCGGAGCGCCUUUUCUUUCACUUGCAGACGUUAUCGGGCGACGUGGCAUCAACUUUAUUGGGAACCUAAUAGUCAUUGCGGCCGCGGUUUUGCAGGGCUGUGCUCCUAAUAUUAAGGUGUUGAUGGCUGGCCGAUUUCUUCUGGGCUUCGGAUCAGCCAUGAUGUCUAGUUCUCAAUACAUGGGCGAGAUAGCGCCUGUUCAUCUUCGAGGUCGUUUGGUCGGCAUAUUUGGCGCAUGUUUCCAAGUUGGAAGUCUGGUGAUGGGCGGAGUAAUGCUCGGUUUGGCGAACAUCCCAGGCAAUUGGUCAUGGCGCGUACCAUUUCUGCUUGAAGCAUUGUUUCCUCUUAUCGUCUGUCUUACAAUUUUCUUCCUCACCCCCGAGAGCCCUCGUUACUACGUAAUGCGUGGCCAGAUCGAGAAGGCAAAGCAAGUUAUUGCUAAGUAUCAUACGACAAGUGGGGACGUGAAUGAGCCUAUCGUUGGCAUCGUCAUCAAACAGAUGGAAGAGUCAUUGGAGAAUGAAAGAGCUGGCUUCCGCAACUUCUGGGACUACCGUGUGUUCUUCACAAAGGCUGUUCGUUACCGUCUACUUGUCUUGGUUCUUUACUCCGUCUUUCAGCAGUGGAACGGUGGAGGUAUCAUUAGCUAUUAUAUGGUCCCUGCGUUGGAAACUGUCGGUAUCGAUGGAAAAAUGCCUCAACUUGGCAUCUCACUUGGAACAACAGCGACAUAUUUUGUCUUUACGGCAGUGGGAUCAUUUUUGGUGGACAAAAUACGCCGACGAACGCUGAUAUUCUCGGGACUGAUAAGUAUCAUCAUCUUUCAAACUGCUGCAACAAUCACAUCCUGGCGGUACUCUUUGGUACCCAGCCAUGCAGCAGCUGGAUUGACUAUCUUUUGGAUCUUCAUGUUCCAGACGUUCUCCUCUUUGCUUAUUGCCACAAUGCACAACCUGUAUCCCGUCGAGAUUCUAUCCCUUGCCCUGCGCGCCAAAGGAAUGGGCUUGUAUGGCCUAAUUCAAGGCGCAGCUGGAGCAGUGCAAACAUAUGGUAUCGGCGUUGGGAUCAAUAAGCUUGGCUAUAAGAUUUGGGUGGUCUACAUUGUUUACAAUUGUGUGCAACUGGGACUAUCAUACCUCAUAUUCCCCGAGACAUUCGGACUCUCGCUGGAAGAGAUUGAUGCCGUUUUUGAGACUAAAGGCGUUCCGCCGGUCAAGAUGUCCUUGGAGAUCCAGAAAGCCAAGAAGCUUCGAGAGCGAAUGGGCCGGAGUGAGGUUAUUUAG